AUUACUCCAUGACAGUCGACUGCAACCUUCGCAACCAUCGAGCGGCGUGACUCCAGCAGAAUGACGAUUUGACGCGCGGUUUAUAAACAUAUGUACAAGAUUCCCAUAAAAAAUAUCGGACAAAAAUAAUCUGUGAUUUGUGUUAAGUUUUUUUUUUAAAUAAAAGUGAAAAUGGGCUUGAAAGCUGACGACGAUAAGCGGCCGAGCAAACUCGCGAUUAUGGAUGAUAUAUCUGAUACACCGCGCGGCCUCGGCACGCGGCACUGGGUCACGUUCAUGCUGUUCCUGGGCAUGGCUAACGCGUACAUCAUGCGCACUAACAUGUCCGUAGCCAUCGUCGCCAUGGUCAACCAUACUGCACUUCCGGUUGACAAAGAGGCACUGGACAAUGAGUGCGGGAACGUGGACUCCAAUAGCACCAGUGCGGUGCAGACGCAAGACGGAACCUACGUUUGGUCGUCGACGCUUCAAGGCUACAUCCUCUCCUCCUUCUUCUACGGCUACGUCAUCACACAGAUCCCGUUCGGCAUUCUGUCUAAAAGAUUCGGUGCCCGUCUCUUCCUGGGUAUCGGUAUGUUGAUAAACUCUGUGUUCGGUCUGCUGGUGCCCAUGGCUGCUGAACGCGGGUACUACUGGCUCAUUCUGGUCCGAUUCAUCCAAGGGUUGGGAGAGGGUCCCAUCGUGCCCUGUUCUCAUGCGAUGUUAGCGAAAUGGAUUCCGCCCAACGAGAGGAGUCGGAUGGGAGCAGCUGUAUAUGCCGGAGCCCAAUUCGGCACAGUGAUCUCCAUGCCUCUCUCGGGUCUGCUCUCGGCGUACGGUUUCGCGGGCGGCUGGCCGUCCAUCUUCUACGUGUUUGGUCUCAUCGGUACCGUCUGGUGUAUCGCCUUCCUGCUGUUCGUGUCGGAAGACCCUGAACAGUGUCCCAGCAUCAAGGAAAACGAGAAGAAGUACAUUCUGAGUUCGCUGUGGGGUGCCGCUGGAUCCAGCUCCCCGCCAAUUCCCUGGAGCAAGAUUCUUCUAUCGACGCCGUUCUGGGCGAUCAUGCUGGCGCACAUGGGACAGAACUACGGCUACGAGACGCUUAUGACCGAGCUGCCGACCUUCAUGAGACAAGUGCUGCACUUCUCCAUCAAGGAUAAUGGCUUCGUAUCGGCUCUCCCGUACCUAUGCAUGUGGCUGUUCUCCAUGUUCAUCUCGGUGGUGGCGGACUGGAUGCUGUCCAGCGGCAGGUUCAACCACACGCAGGUCCGGAAGAUCAUCAACAGUAUCGGCGAAUACGGUCCCGCUAUAGGACUGUUCAUCGCGGCGAACACGGGCUGCGACCCCGCCGCCACUGUCGCCAUCUUGGCCGUCGGCGUCGGACUCAACGGCGGUAUCUACUCUGGAUUCAAGGUGAACCAUCUGGAUAUCUCACCACGGUUCGCUGGCAUCCUGAUGGCGUUUACCAACUGCCUCGCCAACCUCACCGGUCUGCUCGCUCCCAUCGUAGCCGGCUACAUCAUCGAGGGCAAGCCGACUCAAGCGCAAUGGAGAAAAGUGUUCUACAUCGCCGGUGGAAUAUACAUCUUCUGCGCUACCUUCUAUAACAUCUUCGGUUCCGGACGAAGACAGGAAUGGGACAAUCCAGCGGAAGAUGAAGCCAUCGCCAAAAAGGCAGCAGCGAAGAAAGCGGAAAAAUUACAACGGAAAAUGGACACUAAUACAGCAGAGACCGCGCAGUAAUUACAGUAUAUAAGUGAUUAUUAUGAAUGCAGCCAUUUUUAAUCGUAACAAUUUUAAUCGAUUUUAAAUGUUCUUUAUAAUACGAGUUCCAACGAGCUUUUUAGAAUAGAGUGCAAGCUUGUAGGUAUUUCUCAGACUUCCAUUCGUUUAAACAAAGAUCGCCUAAAUAUGAAGUCCCCAGAGGAGCCAGGAUAUUUUAAUAUUUUAGUAGUUACGUUUAUGAGAGACUAUGUUAGAAUUUUAAAUGCAUUUCGAGCCAUACUACUGGAAAUAUAAUAUUUAAUAUAAGUAGUAAUAUGUAUAUUUGCGGAGGACACUGAUAUUAAGCGUAACUUUGUUUUCAAAAUUAUUUAGCAUGCAGUCUACGAAUACUGUUCAGUGUGUUUUAUUUUAAAACACACCCGAGACGCACAUCAAGCGAGGCUGUGAUAGAUUCUUUUUAGGCAUUCAACAUGGAACUUGUAUUGUAAUAUUUAUUUAACGUAUAAAUUAUUAUUAGAUGCUUCCGACUACCCACGUUUUGACUAGAAUCUAUUGCGUCCAUCAAACCGUUCCAUUUAAAACCAUUUUUAAUUUAUCAUUGAAAUUAUUAAUUUUUGGCAAAAUGUGGGUAGAAAUUAUUAUUAGCAAAUAAGUACCACGUAAGUAUUGUAGAGCUUGAAUAUUAGCCUUAAAAGUGUGAUAAAGGGUCCAAUGCAGUUGUUACCGUCCUAGCCAGUGACUUUCUAACGAAAUAAGACAAAAUUAUUAAUUAUUGCAGAAACUCGAAUGCAAUAAUAUGUUAAAUGACAGACUAAAAUCGUUGGCUAUGGUCAUAAUAUAGUACAAAAUUGAA
Molecule: messenger RNA, 2557 nt
Organism: Aricia agestis (brown argus)
Lineage: Eukaryota; Metazoa; Arthropoda; Insecta; Lepidoptera; Lycaenidae
Gene: Picot
Product: putative inorganic phosphate cotransporter
Exons: 11
Coding region: 172-1722 (516 amino acids)
Biological process (GO): monoatomic anion transport; transmembrane transport
Molecular function (GO): transmembrane transporter activity
Source: RefSeq, a predicted model, not a curated record